AUGGCGACGGCCGCUUCGUUGGCCACGCGCUCUGCCGCGCGCAUGCGGUCCCUGGCGAUGCGACGGAUCGACAGCGCAAGGACAGCGUGUCUCGAACGGAAGAGCCCCGGCCUAUGGGGGGGCACAUCAUCACCAAGACCACCCAGCAUCGGCCACCAGCCGGCCUUGGGGCGACGCUGUCCCUUCUGCACCGUAGCUGCACACCGCUCUGCCCAGGCCGAUAGGACAGACAAGCGGCAGACGCGCAAGGGCGGCUCGUCGGGGCCCGAGUCGGCCCGGCUCACGCUCCUUGCUGGCGUGGGCCUCUUCUCGGCUGUGUUCGCGAUGCUGCAACCGCUGUCGGUCCAUGUCGACGUCGACGAGCAGUACGAGCACGUCUCGGACACGGCCAGCGACGACCGCGACCCGUCGCUGCCGCGGUACCGGCUCGCCGACAUCCGCAAGCACGACGCCCGAUCGGCCAUGCCGUGGGUCACGUCGGGCGACAAGGUCUACGACAUCACCGACUGGGUGGCUGCUCACCCGGGCGGCCCAGUCAUUCUGCAGGCGGCCGGCGGCUCCAUCGACCCGUACUGGGACAUCUUCACCAUUCACAAGGCGCCCCACGUCUACGACAUCCUGGCCCAGUACCUGAUCGGGCUCGUCGACGCGGCCGACCUCGUCGACGGCAAGCCGGCUGCCACGGACAUCGCGGAUCCGUUUGCCAGCGAUCCCGUUCGCGACGGCCGGCUGCUCACGCACACGGCCAAGCCGUGCAAUGCGGAGCCGCCACCCACCGAGCUCGGUCGCACAUUCGUCACGGCCAACGAGCUCUUUUACGUGCGCAAUCAUAUGUGGGUGCCGGUGGUCGACCGGGCUGCUGCCCAAGGCCAUGAGCUCGCCGUCGAGCUGCCUGACGGCGCCAUCCGCACAUACACGCUCGACGAGCUGCGGCGCCGCUUUCGCCGCCAUCGCGUCACCGCCGUGCUGCAGUGCUCCGGCAACCGGCGCAGCGACAUGACCCGUGCCGUGGCCAAGACAAACGGGCUCCAGUGGGGCGUUGGCGCCAUCAGCAACGCCGUCUGGGAGGGCGUCCUGCUGCGGGACGUGCUGGCGGAUGCUGGCCUGCAGCUGGACGAGGGCACGACUGACCAGCUACACGUCCAGCUUGCCGGUAUGGAGGCCUAUGCGGCGAGCAUCCCGCUGCCGACUGCUCUCGACCCGCGUGGCGACGUGCUGCUGGCCUUUGCCAUGAACGGUGAGCCGCUGCCGCGCGAUCAUGGCUUCCCGCUGCGUGCUGUGGUGCCGGGACACGUGGCGGCACGGUCGGUCAAGUGGCUCUCACGCGUCGUCGUGGCCGACGAGGAGUCGCCCAGCCAGUGGCAGCGCCGUGACUACAAGCUGUUUGGGCCCAACGAGGGCGGCAAGCCCGACUGGGACCGGUACCCGGCCAUCCAGGAGAUGCCACUGACGAGCGCCAUCACGGGCAUCUGGGUUGGCCGCGAGGGCAUCCAGAAGGCGGGACAGCAGUGGCUGGACGAGACCGAAAGACAACGGAGGGGCGAUGGAGCCCGAGCAGCGGCCGGCGAGCGUGGUGAUCCGCGGACCUGGCAAAAGGAACACCUGUCUAGCAGCAUCACCACAGUCGAGCCUGAGCCUGUCGCCGUGACCGGUUAUGCCUACUCGGGCGGCGGACGUGAGAUUGUGCGUGUGGACGUCAGCCUGGAUGGUGGCCGCACCUGGGACCAGGCCGAGCUGUUGGACCGGAGAGACGACGACGGAAGCGGUGAGAUCGUCGCCAGGGGCACGCGCGACUGGGCCUGGAAGCGCUGGCGAUACGCCGGCCGCCUGCUGCCCCCAAAGGGCGACGACGUCCACAGCUGCGCCGAGAUCGUGGUCAAGACCGUCGACGCCGCCUACAACACGCAGCCCGAGCGCCACGAUGGCAUCUACAACGUGCGCGGUAACCUGGCAACGGCGUGGCAUCGCGUGCGCCUGUGUCCGACCGUCGGUCUUGGUCGGACCGUCACCUGGACUAUGGACGGAUGUGGAUUUGGAAAUAAGAAGUAA
Molecule: messenger RNA, 2049 nt
Organism: Grosmannia clavigera kw1407
Lineage: Eukaryota; Fungi; Ascomycota; Sordariomycetes; Ophiostomatales; Ophiostomataceae
Product: sulfite oxidase
Exons: 1
Coding region: 1-2049 (682 amino acids)
Cellular component (GO): mitochondrion
Molecular function (GO): oxidoreductase activity; molybdenum ion binding
Source: RefSeq, a predicted model, not a curated record